Candidozyma auris is the source of this 795-nucleotide messenger RNA. Its product is annotated as mitochondrial 37S ribosomal protein mS23. Bases 1 to 795 code for a protein of 264 amino acids. Gene Ontology annotation, cellular component: mitochondrial small ribosomal subunit. The record is from RefSeq and is a predicted model, not a curated record. Gene Ontology annotation, molecular function: structural constituent of ribosome. The transcript has a single exon. Lineage: Eukaryota; Fungi; Ascomycota; Pichiomycetes; Serinales; Metschnikowiaceae.
AUGAAGAUCCAGCAGGACGCCGCUAAGGUAUUGGAGAGAACGUCGCAUUUUCUCCAGAAAGGCAUCAUCAAGGAGCGUCCAGCGUGGUACGUGCCAGUGGGCGUUCACCCUACGGGAUAUGAUUUGACGAAAAGACCUAAACGGUUUGACUCGGGCCGCCAGCCGGCUGAUCCUCAGGAUAAGCUCUACAAGAAGCAAGGAGAAUAUUUUAAGACAGGCAUGUCGAGUACAGACCGCAGAAACAGAAACAACAAGGUGCACAGCAUCCCCAAGAUCAAGCUUUUGGAAGAUAAGUUGAGAGACGUUUUUUACCACCAGCAUCCGUGGGAGUUUGCCAGACCGAAGAAUUUGGUAGAGAACGAAGGCAACGACGUCAAGAAGUGUGAUUGGUCCCACAUGCUCCAGUUGCACAAGCCCUUGGACGGCGAGUCUGUGGUGCAACGAACUCUCUACAUAUUAAAGACAGAGAGGGAGAAAAAGAACAUCACUCUUUUUGACGCAUACGACCAGGCCCGUUUCGAGUUCUACCGGUUGCGUAUGGCGGAGGAAAUGAGCGCCAACGUGUCGAAGGAAGAGUCAGCGAUGUUCGGUGCCAUCUAUCCGUCGACAAACAUGGACUGGGGUGUGCAGAAGGAGCAAGAAGUUGUGGACCAGUGGACGAAGCGUGCUGCUGAGAUGACCAAGGCGUAUGAUGCGUCGUCGAGCCGUAGCAGUACGGGCCCAAGCAACGAGAUGUCGAUGGAGUCGUCGUCAAUCUGGGAAACGUCCUUCGUCGACGAGGUCGAGGAAAAGUGA